Messenger RNA from Toxotes jaculatrix (banded archerfish), 1374 nucleotides. Its product is annotated as LIM/homeobox protein Lhx1-like. Gene Ontology annotation, molecular function: DNA-binding transcription factor activity, RNA polymerase II-specific; RNA polymerase II transcription regulatory region sequence-specific DNA binding. Gene Ontology annotation, cellular component: nucleus. Lineage: Eukaryota; Metazoa; Chordata; Actinopteri; Toxotidae. The record is from RefSeq and is a predicted model, not a curated record. Gene Ontology annotation, biological process: regulation of transcription by RNA polymerase II; neuron differentiation.
AUGUGGAUUGUAGUCCUGCGGAACAGGAGAGUUUCAUUCAGUCUCACGGAUGGUGAUGUAAUUACUGAGAUUAGUUUGGAUACGUUGGAUUAUAAGUCAACAACACACGACACGUUGGAGAAAGACGCAGAGUGUUUAUCCCACACACUGGGCAGGGAAUAACUCCAGACAAUGCUUCAGUGUGCCAGCUGCGAAAAGCCUAUUCUCGAUAGGUUCCUGCUCAAAGUUUUGGACAGACCGUGGCACAUCAAAUGUGUCCAAUGCUGCGAGUGUAAAUGCAGUUUGACAGAGAAGUGCUUUUCACGGGAAGGGAGACUGUACUGUAAGAAUGACUUCUUUAGGACAUUUGGGACCAAGUGUGGCGGUUGCGCUCAGGGGAUUUUACCCAGUGAUCUUGUCCGCAGAGCCAAGAGUCAAGUGUUUCACCUGAACUGUUUCACCUGUGUGAUGUGUAACAAACAGCUGUCCACGGGAGAGGAGCUGUACAUCCUGGACGAAUUCAAGUUUGUUUGUAAAGAGGACUAUCAUAACAACAACGGGAAAGACACAAUCCUCCUUUCGGUCACGACGUGCAGCGAGUCACCAAGUCUGUCUCCGGACUCCCAGGACCCGCAGGACGACGGGAAGGACUCGGAAACGGGACAUUUAUCUGACAAAGACGUGUGCAACAACGAGAACGACGAGCAGAGUGCCGUCGGGAAACGACGCGGGCCUCGGACCACGAUAAAAGCCAAGCAGCUGGAGACCCUGAAAGCGGCUUUCGCGGCCACGCCGAAACCCACCAGGCACAUCAGGGAGCAGCUGUCGCGGGAGACCGGCCUCAGCAUGAGAGUCAUCCAGGUUUGGUUUCAAAAUCGGAGGUCUAAAGAGAGACGCAUGAAGCAGCUGAGCGCUCUGAGCUCACGGAGACACGUGUUUUUCCGCAGCCCGAGGAGGAUGAGGGCGCUGGGAGAGAGACUGGAACCAGGAGAGCUUGGACACUUUUCUUAUUAUGGAGAUUAUCCUGGUGAAUACUAUGGCUCAGGAGGGAAUUAUGUGUACUUCCAAGGCCCGCCAUCGUCCCAGGCACAGACUCCAGCAGACUUGGGCUUUGUGCCCUCCUCUGUCCCCACUGGCACCCCAUUAGGAGCCAUAGACCACCACCAUCCGGGACACCACUGUCCAGGAGAGGCGCAGUGCUUCUCUGACACAGUCUCUCACCAUCCUGCGGACUCACCCAGUCCAGAGCCCAAUGGACCGGGCUCAAUGCACAGCAUCUCCAGUGAGAUGUGCGGCCCCAGCACGCCCUACACCACUCUGUCUCUCAGUGACAAUGGAUACACCAACCAGCUGUCACAGCCGUCCUCAGAAAUGAGUGAAGGCACUGUCUGGUAA